AUGUCCAAGGUAACGGCGCCCGGGCCCGGGCCGCCCGCGGCGGCGGCGGCGGCGGCGGGCGGGAAGGAGAAGCGCUCCUUCAGCAAGCGGCUGUUCCGGAGCGGCCGCGCGGGCGGCGGCGGCGCGGGGGGUCCCGGGCCGGCCGCGCCCUCCUCGCCCUCCUCGGCGCGCUCGGUGGGCAGCUUCAUGAGCCGCGUCCUCAAGACGCUGUCCACGCUCUCGCACCUUAGCUCCGAGGGCGCCGCCCCGGACCGCGGCGGCCUCCGCAGCUCCGCCGGGACGCCGCGCCACGCGCCGCCCGCCUCGCCCGCGCCGCCCGCGCCGCCCUCCUGCGCCGCCGAGCCGGUGCCCGGCGUGGCGGGGCUCCGCAACCACGGCAACACGUGCUUCAUGAACGCCACGCUGCAGUGCCUCAGCAACACCGAGCUCUUCGCCGAGUACCUGGCGCUGGGCCAGUACCGGGCGGGGCGGCCGGAGCCCUCGCCUGACCCCGAGCAGCCCGCGGGCCGCGGCGCGCAGGGCCAGGGCGAGGUCACCGAGCAGCUGGCGCACCUGGUGCGGGCCCUCUGGACGCUGGAGUACACGCCGCAGCACAGCCGCGACUUCAAGAGUAUCGUGUCAAAGAAUGCACUGCAGUAUCGGGGUAAUUCCCAGCAUGACGCCCAGGAGUUUCUGCUGUGGCUUUUGGACCGAGUUCAUGAAGACCUCAAUCAUGCUGUGAAGCAGAGUGGCCAGCCUCCUCUGAAGCCACCAUCAGAGACUGAUAUGCCCGAGGGACCAUCUUUUCCUAUCUGUAGCACUUUUGUACAAGAACUUUUUCAAGCCCAAUACAGAUCUUCUUUGACAUGUCCUCAUUGUCAGAAACAGAGCAACACUUUUGACCCUUUCCUCUGCAUUUCUUUGCCAAUUCCUCUACCCCAUACAAGGCCUCUCUAUGUCACUGUAGUGUAUCAAGGGAAAUGUUCUCACUGCAUGAGGAUUGGUGUGGCUGUGCCUCUGUCUGGGACUGUUGCCAGACUUCGGGAAGCAGUGUCUAUGGAAACAAAGAUCCCCACCGAUCAGAUCGUGUUAACGGAAAUGUACUAUGAUGGGUUCCAUCGUUCCUUUUGUGAUACCGACGACCUGGAAACAGUCCAUGAAAGUGACUGCAUUUUUGCCUUUGAAACUCCCGAAAUAUUUAGGCCUGAAGGAAUUCUCAGUCAAAGAGGAAUUCACUUAAAUAACAAUCUAAAUCACUUGAAAUUUGGUUUGGAUCAUCAUAGACUGUCUUCCACUACACAAACUGCAGCAAAGCAAGGGAAAAUGGAUUUGCCCCCCACAAAAGCAAGAAGCGACAAGAUUGUUCUGUUGGUGUGCAACCGAGCCUGCACUGGGCAGCAAGGGAAAAGAUUUGGACUGCCUUUUGUGCUGCACUUAGAGAAGACAAUAGCAUGGGACCUUCUGCAGAAGGAAAUUUUGGAGAAGAUGAAAUAUUUCUUGAGGCCCACAGUUUGCAUUCAGGUGUGCCCAUUUAGUUUGCGUGUGGUCAGUGUUGUGGGAAUAACAUACUUGCUGCCCCAGGAGGAGCAGCCCCUGUGCCACCCAACAGUAGAAAGGGCAUUAAAAUCCUGUGGACCAGGUGGUACUGCUCAUGUGAAAUUAGUAGUAGAAUGGGACAAGGAGACAAAAGAUUUCUUGUUUGUAAAUACUGAAGAUGAGUAUAUCCCUGAUGCAGAAAGUGUCCGUCUGCAAAGAGAACGUCAUCAUCAGCCUCAAACCUGCACUUUAUCUCAGUGUUUCCAACUCUACACCAAAGAGGAACGGCUUGCCCCAGAUGAUGCCUGGCGUUGCCCACACUGUAAGCAGCUGCAGCAAGGGAGCAUUACAUUAAGCCUGUGGACUCUGCCUGAUGUGCUUAUUAUACAUCUAAAGAGAUUUCGACAGGAAGGAGACAGGCGUAUGAAACUUCAGAACAUGGUCAAGUUCCCCUUGACUGGCCUGGACAUGACACCUCAUGUGGUUAAGAGAAGCCAGAGCAGCUGGAGUUUGCCAUCCCAUUGGUCCCCGUGGAGACGGCCCUAUGGACUUGGAAGGGACCCUGAGGACUACAUCUAUGACCUGUAUGCUGUGUGCAAUCAUCAUGGCACCAUGCAAGGGGGGCACUACACAGCAUACUGUAAGAACUCUGUGGACGGCCUCUGGUAUUGCUUCGAUGACAGCGAUGUGCAGCAGCUGUCGGAAGAUGAGGUCUGCACGCAGACGGCCUACAUCCUCUUCUACCAGAGGCGGACAGCCAUACCGUCAUGGUCGGCCAACAGCUCAGUGGCAGGCUCAACGAGUUCUUCCUUGUGUGAACACUGGGUGAGCCGGCUCCCGGGGAGCAAGCCAGCCAGCGUGACCUCUGCAGCUUCCUCCAGACGCACCUCCCUGGCCUCGCUCUCAGAGUCCGUGGAGAUGGCUGGGGAGAGGAGUGAAGAUGACGGAGGCUUUUCAACUCGACCGUUUGUAAGAAGUGUCCAGCGUCAGAGCUUGUCAUCCAGAUCUUCUGUCACCAGCCCCUUGGCCGUCAAUGAAAAUUGCAUGAGACCUUCCUGGUCCCUGUCUGCUAAGCUGCAGAUGCGCUCCAAUUCUCCAUCCCGAUUCUCGGGGGACUCUCCAAUUCACAGCUCUGCCUCCACCUUGGAGAAGAUCGGGGAGGCGGUGGAUGACAAGGUCUCCAUCUCUUGCUUUGGUAGCUUGAGGAACCUUUCUAGCAGUUACCAGGAACCAAGCGAUAGUCACAGUCGUCGUGAGCACAAGUCUGUGGGCCGGGCCCCUCUGGCUGUCAUGGAAGGUGUGUUCAGAGAUGAGUCGGACACCUGCAAAUUGAACUCCAGUGUUGCAGAUACUCAGAGCAAACACUCAGCACAAGGGGAUCACUUGCCCCCUGUCUCUGAUCCAUUUGAUAACAAUAACCAGAUUGCUUAUGUAGAUCAGAGCGAUUCUGUAGACAGCUCUCCAGUCAAAGAGGCAAAACCCCCCAGCCGCCCAGGCUCACUGAAAAAGAAACCAGAGAGCACAACCAAGAGAUCCCCCAGUUCCAAAGGUGGUACUGAGCCAGAUAAAAGCUUGCGGAAGGGGAGACCAGCCUUGGCAAGCCAAGAAUCAUCUCUUUCAAGUACAUCUCCUUCUUCUCCUCUUCCUGUAAAAGUUUCUCUAAAGCCUUCCCGCUCUCGAAGCAAAGCAGAUUCCUCUUCCAGGGCCAGUGGAAGGCAUUCAUCCCCUGCCCUUGCCCAGUCCAAAAAGGAGUCAUCACCCAAAUCCCAGGACUCUGUGUCGUCUCCUUCACCGCAGAAGCAGAAGUCGGCUCCUGCCCUCGCUUACACUGCUUCUUCUACAUCUGCCAAAAAAGCCUCGGGCCCUGCCACGAGGAGCCCCUUCCCUCCUGGGAAAAGCAGGACUUCAGACCGGAGCUUAAGCAGAGAGGGCUCUAGACAAAGCCUGGGUUCCGACAGAGCUAGCAUCAGCUCCACCUCCAAGCCCAACUCCCCUCGCGUGAGCCAGGCCAGAGCUGGCGAGGGCAGAGGGGACGGGAAACACGUCAGGAGCUCGUCCAUGGCCAGCCUGCGCUCUCCCAGCACGAGCGUGAGGUCUGGUCUGAAGAGGGACAGCAAGUCUGAGGACAAGGGGCUGUCUUUCUUCAAGUCAGCCUUGAGACAGAAGGAAACCCGGCGGUCAACUGAUCUUGGCAAGACAACCUUGCUCUCUAAAAAGGGUAGCGGGAGCUCUGUCAAGUCAGUCUGUAAGAACGCUGUGGAUGACAAGGCAGAGAAAGGCCACCAGCCUCCAGGUUCCCAGCAGCCAAAUGCAAAUGCAGUUGGAAAAGAGCAGCUUGUCUCCAAGGACCCUGCUUCUGCUAAACAUUCCCUGCUGUCCACUCGCAAAUCCAAGUCUUCCCAGCUAGAUUCUGGAGUUCCCCCAUCUCCUGGUGGCAGGCAGUCUGCUGAGAAAUCCUCAAAAAAGUUAUCUUCUAGCAUGCAAACCUCUGCACGGCCUUCUCAAAAACCUCAGUGAUAUUUCUGCAAUCCAAGUGUUUUAUCUGUAAAGAUGUUUAUUUAUUUAGAUCCCCUCCCCACCCACCAGAGCCCUCUAUGCUUUUGUUUUGUAUUUUUUGGGUCACGUGCCUGAUGUGUGUAUGUGCGUUCUUGCGUGUGUGUGUGUGUAUGUGUGUAUGAGAGAGAGAGAGAGAGGAGAAUUCAAUUGCAAAUUGUUAAAAGCGUCGCCUUAUUCUGCCAUUGAACCAAAUAACAGCCAUAGGCAAAGCAUUGUUACCAAGCUAACUGGAAUAAUUGUAGAUGAUACCCUGGAUGGUCCCUUCAGCAAUUGUACAUAUUUCUUUCUAGAGAACUCUAAUGACUUUCGUUGGACAUGAGGGUUUUGAAACCUGUGAAUCAGUUAAGCUAUCCUUAGUGUAGAGAAGGGUGAAUUAUUCGACUUGGGUUUCUUCUGAGCUGGAUUUGUCGUUACUGUGGAUUGUCAGUUGGCACCAGGAGCUCUAAAAACUGUGACGCGAACAAUGAAACCAGUGGAGGGAAAAAUGUUGCUUGCUGCACUUUCGCCCCAUCUACCAGUCUUUGUAAAGGGCAAUAUUUUAACACUAAUGUUUCUCAGGUAUAUACUCAGCUAGUCUAGGCUGGAUGCACAUCAGUCAGUGGGUUAAAGAGGGAGGUGACAUGUGGGUGACUGUCAUUUUUCCUACUGCCACAGAUAGACAUUGUGGAGGUAGAAACAAAGCCUUUCGCUACCUUCAUAUUGCAGAGGUGUGUGCACCAUCACCUGUCUUGACUUUUGGAAUAUGUCCUAAGAGGUGGCACAUUGGAUAGCCAGAAAGCUAGUCACUAGGAGUUAAUUUUUUUUCCUUCUAAAUUUACUAGGUAAGGCCAUUGGGAUUUUGCACUGUGGUAAGUAGAGGAGUUAACACCUUUGACAGAUUCCUGGAAAAAAAUGGAUUCUUAACUCUGUACCAUUUUCCUUCUCUGGUGUGCUUUUUUUCUGUUAGGUGUUAAAAGCUCCAUGCUGUCCUGUGUUUGCAUGCUCAUGUUUCCUCGUCUCCUAACUUGGAGAAGAAAGAAAUUACCUACUGCCAAAAGUCCACGAUGGUACAUUGAAGUGAUGUGUAACAAAGUAUUAGAUACGCACUUCAGAUCCUGCUUGUUAGUCUUAGUUAUAAUGCUUUUUAGUAACUCAUUUCUUUCUUAUUUGUGCUUAAGAUUUGCUCUUAUGCCCAGAACUUACAAGCAGGUUUUGGAGUAUGUUCCAUCUAGCAGUGUCAGUGCAAAUUGCAUUUCUUAUCAAGGAAAAGUAGAAUCUCACAAUAGUCUCACAGAUAAGCAAAAUACAUAGUUUUUCAAGCUUUUGGGAGGUCUCCUGGCAAUAGUUUCCUGAUGAAUUUUUACCUUUUUUUUUCUUUUUCUAUUUUUUUUAAUGUCAAGAGAGUCAUGGUCCUAAUUCUCUUUGAAUAGCAUUUGUCACUUUGCCAUAAAAUACAGCAUGCUAAGUUUAUGUGCUUUUAAAUAUUAACUUUUUUUGUCAUAAACUCUUGAAGUUCUUCCUGAACUGUUGGUGCACAGAUCAUUUAUAAUCUCCCUUUUCAGUAUUGCUGUGUAUGAAGUAACUACAACACAUAUGCAUGCAUAGCUAUGAAAUUCUGCACUGCCCUUUUUUUUCUCUUAAUUUCUUUCCAAGAAUACCUCUUGGGAAAUAUUUUUGGUAGGUUACUUUAUUUUGCUGCUAAUAUGAGCAUUGACCGGUAACUUGCAAGUCUGGAGGUCAUUUAUGUUGAGGGUAGCUGGAACUUUAGACCCUUGACAACAUGUAAGACUUAUCUUUUUAGCCUUGUGAAAGUUACCGUAGUGCUCUAUGUAAUUCAUUAAACAUGAGCCUGUUGCCAGUGGCACUCAGUCUUGUCCUCAAUGCUUCACUAGGUGUCCUCAUUUUAUUGUACAGAUUUCGGUGGUCUCCCACAGCAGCGUUACUGUCCCCUGCUGCAGUACGACUGCAGUGGCUGCCUUCGAUACUGUCAUUGCUUCCAACAGGCCUGAUCAGUGUUUAGCCACUACUCUAGUUUUUUUUGUAUCACUUUUAUUUCUUGAAAAAGAUGUACCAAAUAUGAGAUCAUCAAUAUCAGGAAUUGAAUAUUUGUCUAAUUUGAACCUCUCAUCUUUGUUUUGUAGGUAGAUCUCAUUUGAAGUCUCCUAUCUGAAGCUCUGAAACAGUCUUAGAAUUAUAGUUUGAUUAGACAAAGGGCUUUAAUAACAUUUUUUUUUUCUGGCUAUAGUCAGUUAAGCAUUACUAAAAACUAGUUUAAUUUUCACAGUGGUAAAUAUUUUUAUUCUUGAGUCUUCUAGGAAUAAAUUUUCCGUGAUGUCUAGUGUCUUUAAAAAAAAAAGCCUUCUACAAAUUCCUUUAAUUUUCCAUGGCAUCUAGAAAUAAAAUUUCAGUAUCUAUAAACCGUAUGGCUUUUGAGUUUAGUCCUUAUUUCAGAGGUAAUAUAAAAAAUCAGGAAGUAUUACUGUAUUGUCUAGGCAUCUUUAAGCUAUUUCCUUGGUUGGUAAACAAUGAAAAUUUCAUUAUCCCUAACAACUAGGUAUAUAACUUUAAGCCACAAAAAAAGGAUAUUUUGCCCAAAAGUUUGGAGGUGCUCUUUGAGGUCUGAGGUGUCUUAUGGAAAAAAUUGUUACUUGGUUCCAUUCAGUUCUUUGAUAGGGUUAGGGACUUGGUGUGUGUUUGUUAAUUUUCCAAGUGAUACUUGGCACAGUGAAGAUGUAUGUGCUUUGUGUUAAAGAUCACCUGCUAAGGAUGGUAGGCCUGGGUUUCUGGUUGACAACCAGGUGGGCCUGAUUAGAGCAAUCAUUUCCUGGUAGGUACAAAAUAAUCACCAAGAGUUGUGUUGCAUCUGUGGUGUUUGUUUACUUUAUCAUAUAAGUUUUAUUCUUGAUUCCUGUAAAUAUCCAGUGCACUGAGGCCGUCUUUCCUUAAGAUGGCACCACAGCUUGGCACCUUGCCUUUGUAAUCUCUUAGAUAAUGUAGAAGCACAAAGAAACCAUUAAGCUCUGGUCAUCUUAGAGCAUCUCUCAUCUCUUCUAUAUUUUCUCAUCUUAAAAGCAGCCUAACUGAGAGUAAUAAUGUGCUGGACCAAUAGAAAUGGAUGUGGGAGUAAUUGUGGUAUGGUAAGAUAUUGUAAUUAUCUGUGAGGCUGCCUUACACGCUUUUGCAAUCAUUGUUUCAUCAUUCAUUUAUUCUGCAAACAUUCAUUUAGGGCCUGCUUUGUGCUCAAAGGCAAGCAGAAAGCUUCAGGAAUCUGCUGUAGCUAAGGAGCCCUGGGAGCACAGUUGAUCGAGCAGGGGAUGUGGUGAUGUCCCAAAUAGAGUGACAGUUGUGAACAAAAAGAUCAGAUGGGUUCUGGCCAAUCAGCUAAGGCUUGUGGUUCUCUUGAGCAAGUCUGUUCUGUCUGGAAACCAAAGUGCCCUUCUUCCUCUUGGAGACAUUUUAUUCUUACAUUCAUGUUUUCAAACUGAGCUGUCUCUACUAUUUGUAGUUGAAAAUCAUUCCAUAGUCACUUCACAUUAGAAUUUGGUCAUCUAUGUUUGUGUGAGAUGGAGGUGGGGAUUUUGGGGGGGUAGUGUGGGGAAAAUUGUCAUCCUUCUAAAUUAACUAUCAUGAAAAAAAUAGGAACAGUAUGUAAAGGGAACAGUAGCGGCAGCCUUCAGGGAAAAUGGAGCCGAGAAGAGCUGUGAACAAAGCUCAUUUACUUCAAAUAAAUGUGUUUCUUAAAAGAUGAGCAUCUGAUGUUAAAUUUCAUUCUGAGAAAUUAAUGAACAGCUGAAGUUAAUUUUUUCCUAUGUAGGUUAUUAUAAUUAUUUGAUACAAAGAUAACUAGUGUUUCUGGGUUGGUUUUUGAGACAGUAUGCAAAAUCAUAAGCACAGUUUUAAUAAAACAUUCUGGAGUCGCGUGGAACUUUGUGUUAUUUGGAGUUGAGAAGGGCAAAAUUUACUGACAAAAACCAGUGCCUAUCAUAAACAGAAAAAGCUGUUACUGUGCAGGCUGUCUUUGUCUUUAAUUUCAUAAAGGGUACAUUAUUGUUAAACCUGAUGACGUAGUUUGAGGGGAAAUGCACUGCUUUUAUUUAAGUGACCGCUCAUCUCACACUGCCUUCUGAUCAACUUUCAAAGUGUUUAUUUUUGCAGCUGCAUUUUGAGCAUGACUAAUCAUUUUUUUCCCCAACUAAUGAAAACGAUUUUGCAUGGCCUCCACAUAGCUCAGAAAGCAUGCUCUUACUACCUAUGCAGGCAACUAAGUAAAACAGAGAGACUACACUAAAUGUUAAGUUUUUAAAAAAAUAACUUUUAGAUUACGGAGGUCUAUUUUUAAAUUUGUAAUUUUUAAAAUGUGACUUAAUCAUUAGUGUAGAGGAGCAUGAAUGUGAUUUCUUGUUUUGCCCUGCAUAUGUUUCUCUUUGCUGAUUAUUUUGAUCAUUGGGGAGAUUGUGCAAAACAGAGUAUUUUGCAAGCAGGAAUAGAAUUGGAUAUGUUGAACAUACAUUGUUGGUGUAUAUACUGUAUUUAGCCUGAAGACUUUCCUAAAGUAUUUUGUUCUACAAAUAACCUGCCAUUUUUCUAUAGAUUUUAAUUUUUUAUAUCUCCUAGGAUUCUAUUCUGGUCACAAGGAAAGAAUGUGGCUUCAAGUAAUGCUAACAAUUUUGAAAUGUUUUUGUAGAGACUUAGAGCUGUUUUGGAAAACUUUAGAGCUUCCCAACUACUGGUCACAAUAAGACUAAGCCCAUGGAAUUUAUAGUGUUGUACAGUGGAUUAGGUUCUAGAUCCAUCUCACAUUCAUUUCAAACCAGUGUUUCCUAAUUUUGGGGAGGAAGGGGGUUCAUAGCAGACUUGAGAGGCUUUUUUGAAUCUCACACAUGUUCUCUGACUUGUCUGAGAUUGUGAAGCCCAACAUUCACUAGAAUCAUGCAAGGAAUUUUUAGAAAUACAGUGCCUGGGCCCCACUCCCAAGUUUUUGAUCUAAUUUAGUGUAGGGGCAGGUCACAGGAACUAGCAUGUAUUUUAAAGCUCUUGGGUCUCAAUUUACAGUCAGAAUUGAGGACCACUCUGAUAUACCUUUACUGAGAAUUAUGGCGAGAAUCACUGCCUUGUGAGGUCCUUAGGAGUGACUCUGAUUCCUCGUUUGUGUUGGAGAGACAAAAAAGAAAAAAAAUUGAGAACUACUGAUAUCAAACUCCUGUUUGAAAUAAGGGGCCUUUCUGACUCAAGGCCCAAUUUGGGAGCUUGGAGCAUUUUAUGGGUGGGUGGCCUAGCACUUUCCAGUCUGGUGGGAUUUGGUGGUCUUGGUUACAGGGGCAGGCAGAGUGCCCCGUGGGGGUCGUGCCUGUCCCCAGAGCUUUUGCCCUAGCAUGCGGGAAUAGGGAAGUCAUUCUGAGUUAGAAAAUGUUGAAGAUGAAAACAGAAAACCACCUUUCUAGCCUUGGAAAACCUGUCCCUGCUUUUGACCUUUUUGUGGUAAUUAUAAUAGCAAACCCCAGGCUGCCACUGCAUUUCCUACUUAGCUUAUUCUCUUCUAUAGUUCUUAUCCAGAAUGUUGUUUCGGGACUUCUUUUUUAGUUUGAAAAUGAAUGUGAAGCAUUUUAUGUGGAGUCUUUUUUUUUUGGGGGGUGACUUUGUUGCAUUUUUUCAUGUUGUUUUUAAAAAUCAAGUAACCACACGUCCAAAAACUUGGGACUGUAUGUUACCUAUGGAAGCAAAUAAAAUUGAGUUUUAAUCUGUGGUGAGCUGAAAGCACUACAACAUCUUCGAAAUAAUCUGUGUUCGGGUGGUUUCAUCCUGCCUACAGGAAAAACCAAACAAACAAAAAACACACACACAACAUACCUGGUGUUUUCAACAUUUUAAGGAAUAAAGAUGUAGGUAAAAAUCCGAGUCGGAAAUGCUUCUUUUGAAAGGCCACCCAGAGUGGUGAUACUGUUGCGGUUGUGAAAAUGCAAUAUGAAAUUUCCUAGGUGCUAUUCUAAAUGGUGUAGUGUCAUUAUACCAAAUGGAAAGGCAGUUACAGUAUUUCUGAAGUUGGAGUUCUCUGUGUAGGCCUUUCAGAUAUGUAUUUGUGUUCCAUAUGGGUUUGCUCACCAACUGUGCCUCUCACCACUGGUUAAAAUUGAAUUUAGGCCCCAUUUCAAAAAUAGUUCUUGAUUGAACUCUUCAGUUUUUACAUGGGAAUUCCUAUAGUUGUCUUAAAAGCUGCAUGUCAUAUCACUGUACACAGAAAGCGUUGGUAUUAUUCAUACACCAUUGAUGGUGAUUUCUGUGUAAUUUUCCUUUUUAGUUGUACAGUAAUAUGGAAGGCAGAUGUCUUUCCUAGAGGCUGGAAGAAAAGUGUAUCAUACAUUUUAAAUUAUUUUAGAACAAGUGCAUGAGAUGUGUCACUGACUUCUGUUAUUUAUUUGUAUGUUUUGUUUUUCAAAGUGUAUGCACUUUUAAGAAGCAGAAUUUAUAUUUUUAUGUUUAAAACAUUUUAUUUCUGAAACAGCAGUUGGAUAUACAGUAUACAGUUGGAAUUAAGAGAAAGUGGAAAAUGUAACAAAAUAUAAUAAAUUUAUUACAUGAUGUCCUCU
Molecule: messenger RNA, 10634 nt
Organism: Microcebus murinus (gray mouse lemur)
Lineage: Eukaryota; Metazoa; Chordata; Mammalia; Primates; Cheirogaleidae
Gene: USP31
Product: ubiquitin specific peptidase 31
Biological process (GO): protein deubiquitination
Molecular function (GO): cysteine-type deubiquitinase activity
Source: RefSeq, a predicted model, not a curated record